CAGUAAAUCCGAGGAAGCCGUGGCGGGGCCUUGCCGUGAUAAACACGCACGCAGGGCGGGCUGCCCCGCGCGCCGCGCACGUGACGCUCACGUGGCCGCACACGUGACUGGCCAUGGCGGCGGCGGUGCGGGGGCGCCGCUUCAAGUGGUCCCUGGACCUGGGGGCGGCCCCGGGCGGCCGGCCCCGCGGCGCCGCCGAGGGCCGCGGCCCGCUCGGGUUCGCCGACCGGCAGCUGGGGGAGGGCGGCGUCCACGAGAGCGACAAGAUCCUCAUGGAGAAGCGCUGCUGGGACGUGGCGCUGGCGCCGCUGAAGCAGAUCCCCAUGAACCUGUUCAUCAUGUACAUGGCUGGGAACACCAUCUCCAUCUUCCCGGCCAUGAUGGUCUGUAUGAUGGGCUGGCGCCCGCUCCAGGCCCUCAUGUCCCUGUCUGCCACCCUGAAGGCCCUGGAGAGCUCGAGCCGGCGGGCGCUGCAGGGGCUGGUGUUCCUGGUGGGCAACGGGCUGGGGCUGGCACUGGCCCUCUACAAGUGCCAGGCCAUGGGGCUGCUGCCCACCCGCCCCUCGGACUGGCUGGCUUUCGUCACCCCCCCGCAGCGAAUGGAGUUCACUGGGGGGGGCCUGAUCCUGUGACCCCCCACGCCCACCCACCAAUAAAGGCGAUGGCAGGA
Myiozetetes cayanensis is the source of this 670-nucleotide messenger RNA. It is a transcript of the gene EMC4, whose product is annotated as ER membrane protein complex subunit 4. The transcript is spliced from 5 exons. Bases 114 to 632 code for a protein of 172 amino acids. Gene Ontology annotation, biological process: protein folding in endoplasmic reticulum. The record is from RefSeq and is a predicted model, not a curated record. Lineage: Eukaryota; Metazoa; Chordata; Aves; Passeriformes; Tyrannidae. Gene Ontology annotation, cellular component: EMC complex.